UGGUUUGCGUACGCGGAACUAGUCUCGGAGGGCUUGGAACUCUUGCUUCGAUUAGAAGAUCUCGUCGCGACGGGAUAGAGACUCGGUCUCCGAAAAUCUGACCGUUGUCGGCGUUGAUUGCGACGAGAUUGGAACAAGCCAAGGGGUUCUCGAGUGCCGUCGCUGCUCACUCGAUGUCAUUUUUGUCGGUAGAUUGCCCGUUAGAGGUUGUCGCCGAGAUGUACAAGCGCUCGCUAAUUUUCUUCGUUUUCGCGAGUGGAAUACUAUGCAACGAAGGGUCAACCGUAGUCGACGUACUCGAACCGAGUCAAAGACAGAAGAGGCAGGCCAACGGAACGCGUUCAGAUUCACCGUCGGUAGUGAACAUGAACGGUCACUUUAAUUACCAGGCGACGCAGCAGAUAUUUUUCAUUAACGGAAUGCCACAGAAGCACCGCAAAGGUCUCAAGAGUUGCGUGAGCUACGUAGAAAGGGACGACUACGUUAUCACCGUGGGGGUAGGCGUUCACAAGUUUCACCGACGCAGACUGAUGUGGAAUCAAGCUCGCAAGUCCUGCCUGAACGAAGGAGGUCAGUUGGCCGUGUUGAACUCGGAUCGCGAGGAGAAGCUGUUGACGAGUUGGAUAGGAAGGGAGAACUUUGAACGCGCCUUCGUAGGAAUCCACGAUCUGUACGAGGAGGGCGAGUGGUUAACCGUGGCCAGCGAGUCGUUGGAGGCUACAGGGUUCGAGAGAUGGUCGACGAAUUGGCCGAACCUGCCCGACAAUUUGGGUGGACGACAGAACUGCGGCGUCCUGGAGAAAUCGGGCGGCUACGACGACAUAGACUGCGACGCGACGCUUCCGUACAUCUGCGAGAUCAGCUUGUGUUAACGCAUCCACCUAACGCUUUCUUCCUAUGCAACUGAAACUUACGUUUGUCGCAUUUAAACUAGUACUUCUUUUCGCGACCUCGUCGAAUUCGCGAAUCCUGCGCGGAUCAAUUCUCUUCGAAAUUAAUUUAUUUAGUUCCGUGCCCAUGUACGGGCGACGCGGCGAUCAACGUGGUAAACCGCGACGCGAAACUUCUUUCAAAUUACGAGCAAAAAAAGUUGACGGAACAGGAUCGACCAGUUCGACGCAGCAAAAAUGAUUGUACGACGAAUAUAUCCAUCCGAACGAUUCCGUUGCGUCUGCGACCGUCCGCUGAUCGAAACUGGAUCAUUUUUGUACGCGCGAGUCGAAUUCGAGGGGUACGUCGUGCGUCGAGUAGUCGUCGCGUUACAUCGAGAAGAGUCGUCGACUAAGAGCUACGCAUUGUAUUCGUCGCUUAUUAUUGAAAUUAAAGUAUGCUAACAUCUA
This is a messenger RNA of Hylaeus anthracinus, 1340 nucleotides long. RefSeq names its product hemolymph lipopolysaccharide-binding protein-like. The coding region runs from base 174 to 872 and encodes 232 amino acids. Lineage: Eukaryota; Metazoa; Arthropoda; Insecta; Hymenoptera; Colletidae. The transcript is spliced from 3 exons. The record is from RefSeq and is a predicted model, not a curated record.